This is a messenger RNA of Perca flavescens (yellow perch), 2053 nucleotides long. It is a transcript of the gene oser1, whose product is annotated as oxidative stress responsive serine-rich 1. The record is from RefSeq and is a predicted model, not a curated record. Gene Ontology annotation, biological process: cellular response to hydrogen peroxide. Lineage: Eukaryota; Metazoa; Chordata; Actinopteri; Perciformes; Percidae.
ACAUAUCCUAUCUAAUUUGUGUUUUGAUAUUUUUCGAACGCGAACACAAACAGAAGGGAGUGACGUCAGGGUGUGAGUCAAUGGCUGGUCACGUCAGCGGCGUUGUUGCAGAGUCACUGCGGUUCGACUGUAAACAAGGUGGAGGAGUCGCCAUUAAAAAGGCUAAAUUACGCCUAAACUUCUGCGCUGUUGACCGCUGCUGUAACUCGGACUUUGGACUCCGUCGUGAGCAGCUUUGAGACACGAGUGAAAACCACCCGCGCGCAGUCUUUUAAUAAAAGCACAGUUCGUGUUUUUCGCACAGAGCUAACGUUAGCCCUUCACGUCUUUUUUAGCUUGUUAGCUGUCGCUAGCUAGCCUCGCUGGCUAAUCAACAUCCAGAGAGGCCUGUUGCCAGGGAAACACCCUUUAUACCCACCGGGUAUAUUUCUCUCUUCACUGCGACCAGGCUACCCUAAGCCCUGGGUGGCUGGUCAGAGCGGCCUCCUCCCACCAUGGAGGCAGGAGGGAAGGACUGCGAGGAGGAAACGCUGCAGACGGCGUUUAAGAAGCUGAGGGUCGAUGCUGAGAGUUUACCCGGAGCGGGGAGUGUGUCGGAGGCGCUGGCUCCCAGAGCGGCGUCACGCGCCUGUCUCGACGCCAGCGGAGCAAAGCCCAAACUCGGCUGCCCAAAGGACAACUGGCACGGCUGCAUGAGGAAAACGUCCCGAGGAGCGUCCAGAACACAGCGACGCCGGCGCUCCAAGUCGCCCAUUCUGCACCCUCCCAAGUUUACCUACUGCAGCGCUGCCGCCGCCGCUGCCUCGGCGCUGUCGCCUCCGAGCGGCUGCCUGAAGCACCAGCGCCUGGCUGUCCCCGAGGGGGCGGAGCCUGGUCCCGCCUGCGACGUUGCCAACCCUGCCCAGAAAGAGCUCUCUCCUUCGGCCACCCCUGGCCACAUCUCCCCGCUGGUCUUUGGAUCCUGCGCCGAGUACGAGACGUGCGUCGGCGCCGCGGUUUCCCCGCGGCCGCCCCUAAAGAAGAUCCCCGCCGCCGUCUCUGCUGUCGCGACAUCACCCGGAGAAACAUCUCCGGAGAGUCGAGCGAGGAGAGCGGUUCGGAAAGAAGUGCCUGCGAGGAGGCAGAAGCACCGCAGAUGUCCCGCCCCGCGGACGCCGACUUCCGCGCUUUAUCGGAGCUCCACAGCCGUGGCGGCGCCGGCUCCGCAGAAAUCCCCCACCCCCUGCUCCUGCGCGUGGCAGAACAGCUCGGCCCCCCCGGAGGAAAGCCGGCAGGCGGCUGAGUCUCCGUCUCAGUGCCGGUGUCGGCCGCUUCGUCCCAGCUGGAGCGGCGUGGAGGUGUACUCCUUCACGGGGCUCCGCAACGUCACGUUAGAGUGCGAGGGGAGCCUGGCGAGCAGUGACGGCGACGCCAGAACUCUCAGCGCCAACGGCAACGCUUCGUCGUCAUCGCCGUCGUCGGGCUCGGCGCGCUCGUGUUCGGAGCAGGCGCGCACCUACGUGGACGACAUCACGAUAGAGGACCUUUCUGGCUACAUGGAGUAUUAUCUCUACAUCCCCAAGAAGAUGUCACACAUGGCCGAGAUGAUGUACACUUAAGGGGAACAAAAAGAAAAGAUAAUUAUAACAUCAUAAUAAAUAAAUAUAAAGGUAAAGAGGUUUUCUGUUGUUGAGGGAAAAGAAGGAAUGUCAGUAGAGUUUAGAAGAACGGAUCAGACAUGAGAGUUGAGAUUUAAAUUAAAUAUACAACGUUGACUGAUGUUUAAACCCAGGAUGAAAUCUUUCCGUUGUCCCCCCCUCCCCCUCUCUCAUUUUCAUUUCAUUAUAAUUGAGUCCCAUCUAUUUCUCAUUCGUUUUGACUUUUGCCUUUUUUUUUGUGCUCCGUUGUUUAAAUGCCAGCCGAAGGUGCCAAAUCUCUCAGUGCAGACGGAGAUGAUAGCAGGAAUAUGAAACUUGUAACGGUGAGUGUUUGUGGUGUCGUGAGCUGUAAACGUCACCUGUCGGGAUUUACUUUCUCUCAAUAAACAAGAAAACUGGUUUUGUUGGAAAAUGCA